AUGCGCAGCUUGAUUGGGGCUCUGGAGCAUUUGCAGCGAGUGAAGACCCUGAUUAUCAAGGACUGCAGUGAUAUCACGUCGCUGCCCGGGUCUCUUCCCCGCCUGCCUACACUAACCGAUCUCACCCUUGACAUGGGACAACUUUCAGUGCUGCCCGAAGAUUUCGGGCAGCUGUCAGUGCUUCGCACGCUCGUGCUGAACCUGAGGAGUCUCACAGCCUUACCUGAUUCCAUCGCUCUGGUUACCACACUGAAAGAGCUCUCCCUCACUGAUGUUCUGAAUCUGACACAUCUGCCCCAGGAGUUCGGGCAGCUGGUUUCUUUGGAGACGCUCUGCCUGAAGCGCGUUCCGCGCCUCACCCGUCUGCCUGAAUCCUUUGGACAGCUGGCAGCUCUUCGAGAGGUGAAUUUUUUGGAGUGUGGGCAGCUGCAACAGCUCCCGGCGUCCCUAUCCCAGCUAUCUUCUCUCGAGUACCUGGAGUUUAGCUACUGUCCGCGCCUCAUGGUGUUGCCAGACGACAUGGGGAAGGGUCUGCAGUCCUUGCGCCAUCUGCUUCUACUGGACUGCACCGCUCUCACCCACCUCCCUCCGUCCUUCUCCUGCCUGACGUCGCUCGAAACCCUCCGGAUCCGAAGCGCGAAAUGCUUCAGGGGCGCGCUGCUAGACGGCUUUGGCUGCUUGAAGAGCCUUAAGGAGCUGUCGCUUGAUACUAUGCCACGCCUAUCCGCCCUUCCUGCCUCCUUCUCGGACGUUGAUUCCCUCACCAGCCUGGAAGUGGGAAACUGCCCUAAGGUAGCGGUCUUGCCAGAGGGAAUCGGACGGCUGGAGGCGCUCGAGGAGGUCAGGAUCUUUGGGAUGGACGGCCUGAUAUGUCUCCCUCCGUCGCUUCUUGACGUGCCUUGUCUGCGGGCGCUGGACUUGCGGGGGUGUGAUAGGUUAAGUGCGGUGCUAGGCGAUGAGAAGGUGCUUAGACGAACUGCUAGGGGUUUUGUGACCAGCACCGGCAGCAGCAGCCGCAGCAGCAGUCGCCCUCUGCUUCCUUCCAUUCAGAGCCUCAAGUUAAAGGAGCUCAAUGUUGAGUCCUUUGGCCCGUCCCUUGGCCGUCUAUCCUCUCUGACCCAGCUGAAGCUUCUUGAAAUGGACAGGCUUGAGUCUUUCCCUGAUUCCAUCUCCCAACUCUCUCAGCUGCAAAGGCUUAAGGUUGAUUCUGCUUCUAUUAUGAAAGCACUGCCCGAGACCCUUGGAGGGCUGGCAGGGUUGCGUGUCUUGCAGCUGGUUUACCUCACGACAAUGCGACAGCUGCCCGAGUCUCUCGGGCAGCUGAAAAUGCUCGAGAUGCUGGAGAUUAUUGAUUGCUUCCGGAUUCGUUUGUGA
This is a messenger RNA of Closterium sp. Yama58-4, 1374 nucleotides long. NCBI's taxonomy places the organism in Eukaryota, Viridiplantae, Streptophyta, Zygnematophyceae, Desmidiales, Closteriaceae. The record is from the annotation of a GenBank genome assembly.